Messenger RNA from Salvelinus sp. IW2-2015, 3726 nucleotides. RefSeq names its product chloride channel, voltage-sensitive 1a (gene clcn1a). Gene Ontology annotation, molecular function: voltage-gated chloride channel activity. The record is from RefSeq and is a predicted model, not a curated record. Gene Ontology annotation, cellular component: plasma membrane. Gene Ontology annotation, biological process: transmembrane transport; chloride transport. Lineage: Eukaryota; Metazoa; Chordata; Actinopteri; Salmoniformes; Salmonidae.
UCUGUGUGUGUGUGUCUCUGGUGUGUGUGUGCCUGCGCACACUCGCGGGCGCAGAGCUGGAAAUGCUGAGACAGACAGCUGGUUUAUUUUUGGGUCAGUGACAGUGUGUCAAUGGCCGCAGAUGCGUCGGAAAGGAAGGCUCUGAGAUACCAACAGACCCUGCUGUAUGGGGAAUACAGCGAGCACCCGAGUGGGUCUGGCCGCCGAAGAGAGGCCACCCGACUGCUAACAGAGAGACAAUGGAAGAAACACGACCACCAUCAACAUGGUCACCAUCUGCAGCAUCGCCAUGGCCACCAUCACCACAGCCACCACCAUGGCCACCCCCACAGUCACACACAUGGACACGGGCACCACAGCAGGCACAGGGGUCGGCAUCACUCGGAUGAGGCAGGACCUGCACAUACGGCUACAGAGCAAGGCAACCCUUUGUCUAUAAAGAAACGCCGCUCCUACUCAAAGUGCAGAGACUGUGUAGCGCGGGUACAGAGGUUCCUGGUCACCAAGCUGGGAGAGGACUGGAUCUUCCUGGUGCUGCUGGGCGUCUCAAUGGCGCUGGUCAGCUGGACCAUGGACUACACCAGCGCCAAGAGUCUACAAUUGUACAAGUGGAUUCACUGGGAGCUGAGGGGUAAUGUCCUGCUCCAGUACCUGGCCUGGGUCAGCUAUCCUAUGGUGCUCAUCAUGUUCGCCUCCUCCUUCUGCCACCUGGUUGCCCCACAAGCCAUCGGCUCUGGUAUUCCUGAGCUGAAGACCAUUCUCAGAGGCGUAGUGUUGAAGGAGUAUCUGACUGUCAGGGCUUUUACUGCCAAGGUCAUUGGUCUGACUGCAGGUCUGGGCAGUGGGAUGCCAGUGGGGAAAGAGGGCCCAUUUGUUCAUAUAGCCAGCAUCUGUGCUGCUGUGCUGAGCAAGUGUAUGAUGUUCUUCUCAGGAGUCAAUCAGAGCCCAUACUGCUACACAGACAUCCUUACAGUUGGCUGUGCGGUUGGGGUGGCUUGCUGUUUCGGUACCCCUCUUGGAGGGGUGCUGUUCAGUAUAGAGGUGACGUCCACUUACUUUGCUGUGAGGAACUACUGGAGAGGUUAUUUUGCCGCCACCUUCAGUGCCUUCAUAUUCAGAGUGCUCUCUGUGUUCAACAAAGAUGCAGUCACCAUCACUGCUCUCUUCCGCACCAAGUUCCGCAUGGAUUUCCCCUUUGACCUCCAGGAGCUGCCAGCGUUUGCCAUCAUCGGGAUCUCCUGCGGGUUCCUGGGGGCCUUCUUCGUCUGGCUGAACCGCCAGGUGGUGCUGUUCAUGAGGAAACCCAAUGCCAUGACACGCUUCCUCACCAGACACCGACUGAUUUUCCCCGGUGUUGUGACCUUAGUGAUAGCCACCUUGACCUUUCCCCCUGGAUUUGGACAGUUCAUGGCUGGAGAGCUGAUGCCCAGAGAAUGCAUCAACUCACUGUUCGACAACUUCACCUGGACUCAAAUCUGGCGCUCCCCCCCUCCCCCCGGCCUGGGGCGCUCCUCUGCCUGGCUGCACCCCGACGUCAGCGUCUUCGUCAUCCUCCUCCUCUUCUUCGUCAUGAAGUUUUGGAUGUCUGCUGUUUCGACAACGAUGCCCAUCCCUGCUGGAGCCUUCAUGCCUGUCUUCAUACUCGGAGCCUCUUUCGGCCGACUGGUAGGGGAGAUCAUGGCUGCCCUCUUCCCCCACGGGAUUCUGUUUGAUGGAAUCUUGUACCGCAUCAUCCCAGGAGGGUACGCUGUCAUUGGAGCGGCUGCACUGACCGGGGCGGUGACCCACACGGUGUCCACGGCGGUGAUCUGCUUCGAGCUGACGGGACAGAUCUCCCACAUCCUGCCCAUGAUGGUGGCGGUGAUCCUGGCCAACAUGGUGGCCCAGGGCCUGCAGCCCUCGCUCUACGACUCCAUCAUCCAGAUCAAGAAACUGCCUUACCUCCCUGAGCUGGGCUUUGGACACAUCAGCCAGUAUAACAUCUUUGUGGAGGACAUCAUGGUUAGGAAAGUGAAGUUUCUCUCGUUACAGUCCACCUACAGGGAGUUGAUAUAUCUUCUGGACUCCAUUUCUCUCAAAACAAUACCACUAGUGGAUUCAACAGAUUCUAUGAUCUUAUUGGGCUCCAUCGACCGCUCAGAGCUCCACGCUCUCUGUGAUUGGUGGCUCUCUGCAGAGAGGCGUAUCUUCAGGCAGGAACAGUGUUUACAGGAACAGAACCAGUAUGCCAAAGACAGCUGGGAAUCCUUUGCCUUUGUGGAUGAAGACGAUGAGGAGAGUGGAGAUAAGAGCACCCCAGUUCAGGAAGAACGAAAUGGCCCCCUGCCGUCCCCUAAACCGCAGGAGCCCUCGUCCAAUCACACAGCUCCUGACAAGGGCCCUCUUCAGUCCGUUAGGAGAACUCUGUGGAAUAUAUUCUCCUCCCAAGACAAACAGGCAGAGGUACAGUCACAGGAGCCUCGCGCCAACCCUCUCCUGUCCGAUACGAUGACACCAGAAGAGAUCAAAGAAUGGGAGGAGGCUGAGAUGGACAAGCCAAUGGAAAUUGAUCAGAUCCGAAUAGAUCCUUCCCCUUUUCAGCUGGUGGAGAGGACCUCACUACACAAGACCCACACACUCUUCUCAUUACUGGGCCUGAGUCAUGCCUAUGUCACCAGUAUCGGAAAACUGGUGGGUGUUGUGGCACUUAAAGAGCUCCAGAAGGCCAUAGAAGCCUCUACGCAUAGCGGGGUCCGGCUACGCCCCCCCCUGGCCAGCUUCCGCAACAUCAGACGGAAGUCAUCCAAGCCCCAGACAACCUCAGCCCCCACCGCCCCCUCCUCCCCUCUCUCCCCCGCUCCCGUCGUCCCUCACGCCCCUGCACCGCCACCUCCCCCGACGCAGGAGGAGGAAGAGAUGGCGGUGUGGAUCGAGGGCACGAGGCGGGAGGUAGUGGCGGUGAACAGCAGUAGUAGCAGCAGCAGCAGCGGAACAGGGAGCAGCAGUAGCAACGGUAGCCCUUCGCUACCCCACUCGUUGCCCCUCUCCCUCCCCCUCACCUCGCCCCUUUCCAUUCCCCUCACUGUCGCCCUCUCCGUCCCCCUUGCUGCCUUCUCCACCCCCCUCCCCGCCCUCCGGGCUGCCACAGAGCAGCAAGUGGAGGAGGAGGAGGAGGAGAGUAAUGAUGAGGAGCCCAUCUAGCCUUUUUGACGAGUGCUGUUUUUUUUUAUAACGUGUUUUUUUUUAAUAUGGUGUGAAUUUCUCUUUUAGUCUUUCUCUAUCCCUUUAUUUUCUCUCUCUCACUAUCGAGCUUUCCCUCCGUCUUUCCUCUCUCGGUGAAUGAUGUCUGAAUCCAUGAGGAGAAAUAAUCUGGGCUCCAUAGUAGUACUUGACUUUUUAAGAUCAUUGGUUUAAUUUUUUWUUUUAUUUAACCUUUAUUUAACCCACCUUUAUUUAAACAGGAGACAAUGGCUACCGGUGGUGUUUCAAUAGCUAAAAAUUCAACAAGGCCCACCCUGUGAGGGAGUUCUAUGAUCACCAUGCUGGGUUGAUAGAUGACAGUGUUAAAUCAGACUGACGACAGCCAACUCAGAUGUAAUGAUGCUAGAGAUUUUUUACUUAAUAAUGCUAUGGCUACAAACGGAACAGCCACCAUCCACCCCCCUUUGUAAUUUAGAUUAAUCGCUCACUUGAUGAUAACACAAAACAAACACAUGCUGAAUGAUUUUAUGAUGGUGAAUUUUCCUG